UAGAUAAGCGUUGGUCAUGUCUGCUACCAUUCCGAAUAUAAAAUUAGAAGCUCAGGAGUAUCAGACAGGCUCUCAGCCGAAUGCAUCCCACAAUGUAUAUAUAGAAGACGGACACAUGUACAGUGACACAGACGAGAACAUUCUAGAAGAAGAGGUUGCCGAAGAUUCUGAUGGUGAGGAAGAGGAGGAGGAAUACUAUGUAGAACAGCUGCCAGAAACAAUUGCAGAAAGUGUUGUUGAGAACGGAAUCCGACUUGUUCAGAUGCAAUCGGCCGCCGAGUCUUCUCGAAUGGCGGGUUCGGCUAGCACUGACGAGCCCCCGAAGAAGCGUCGUCGCCGAAGAACUGUUCCUCCCGAGGUGAAAAAAGACAAUCACAAGGAGCGCGAGCGGGCAAGACGGAAUCUGAUCAAAGACAGGUUUGCUUAUUUGCGGGCAACGAUUCCAACGUUAGGAGAUAAUGCGCAUAAAAUGGCGAGAACCGAAGUGCUGGAACACGUGAUCGAAUAUAUUCAAUUCAUGCGAAAUAGAAAUCAGAAUCACAUGAUCGAUAUAGAGAAUCUGCGUGUGAACAAUGUGAAUAUGGAGGAACAAACGAAGGGUCUGCAUAUGGCAUUGCGUUAUGGUUAUAAGCUAGGAGGCUACACUGAACCUAACACAGGGGAGGUUAUUAUCGACGGAGUGCUACCGGGAUGUAGUGUUGUCGAGACGAUGCCUGGCAACGCUUUUAACGUAGAAAGUACUCAAAGUCUUCUCGAAAACGGUCCGAUGUCAGUGGGAGUGACAGAAACAGGUGCGGAAUAUUACCACCAUCAUCAGACUUAUGGGACAAACCCACACUCAGUUGCAAUAACUCAGCAAUACGAAUCUUACGCCACACCUCAGUAUGGCGAACCAUCUGUGAUUAUGUCAGGAACAAUACCGGCAUCGGAAGCGCACUUGGUUGCGCAAUCGCCUGUUAUGACAAAUAUGUUGACCGAAACGCGAGCUCCGAACCCAAAAACUUCCAAGAAUUUUAGCAGCUCAAGUCAGAAGAUUGUCAUUCCGACAACUGCUCCAAAUAAUAACGACGGUAUGCAGAUAGCGGCCGGACCUAUGAGUCACUGCAAUGGUUCUCAGGAUGCUGGGUUUGGAUAUGAAUCACCAGAGGAGGAGUUUAUAAUGCUGUCAGAAUUGAAAGCUGACGAGCAGCCGGAAUCGAAAAAUGGAAAGCGGAAAGAGCGCGCGAAGAUUUCGAGAAAGAAGAGUUCGGUCAUUAAGAGCUCAAUCGAGGCGGUCGUCAGAAGUGUUUCGGGUGACGCUAGCGGCAGUUCUGUUUAUAACGGAGUUUCUUCCAAUGACGAAGGCGAAUAUCAAAAACCGCGUGGUCGUGGUCGACCCAGAAAACUGAAGGGCGAACAGUCGAGCUUAAGUCUAGCAUCAGUAGCAGCAAUCGAGAAAAUAAUCGACUCUGUAGUGUCUAUUGAAAGUGGUCUGCCUCCCAAAAAGAAGACAGUAAACCGUGUUCAACCUGAGCAGAAUUGAAGAUCUGACUUGACCAAUGACGAUAUGAUACUAGCCAAUAAACUGAGCUCACCGUUAUCUUGUAUGUACCAAGAUUUCUCUGAAUUUUAAGUCGUCCUACUUAUUUUUGGCCCUAAAUUAAUUUCCUCUAAUGCAUUAUCUAAUUAAUUACUUCAGUUGUUUGUUUUUCUUAUUUUUUGAACUGAUAUUCUUAGUUUCCAUUUUGUGGUAAACUUUUGCGUUUGUUUCUCAGUAUCUUAUUUGUCCCUAGUUCUAGUUUGUCUUAACAUAUGUAAAUUUUAUGAAAAAAAUUUAGACUUGAAAUUGUACCUAUAUAUUGUAAUAUAAAAUUUGUAAAAGCUAAAAAUACCAAAAGUUGUACAUAAAUCGGAUGCUACCAGGAUAAUGAUCGAAAGUCUUUAGGAGUUGGCCUGAAGAUAAUGUUAAUAUUGUCUCCGCCUUUUAAAUUUCUAGCAAAUGUAAAUAUUGUUUGAUUGUCCACUUUUGAUAAUUGAUAAUUAAUUUUUUUCUUGAAA
Molecule: messenger RNA, 2037 nt
Organism: Symsagittifera roscoffensis
Lineage: Eukaryota; Metazoa; Xenacoelomorpha; Acoela; Convolutidae
Exons: 1
Coding region: 17-1522 (501 amino acids)
Biological process (GO): positive regulation of transcription by RNA polymerase II
Cellular component (GO): RNA polymerase II transcription regulator complex
Molecular function (GO): protein dimerization activity; DNA-binding transcription factor activity
Source: RefSeq, a predicted model, not a curated record